Molecule: messenger RNA, 2247 nt
Organism: Nicrophorus vespilloides
Lineage: Eukaryota; Metazoa; Arthropoda; Insecta; Coleoptera; Silphidae
Product: biorientation of chromosomes in cell division protein 1-like 1
Exons: 3
Coding region: 73-2184 (703 amino acids)
Source: RefSeq, a predicted model, not a curated record
UAUAUUUUGACAUUAAAGGUUUGUUUGUGUAUUAAACUGUUCCUGGGAGACAUUGUAAAAACAGUGUAAAAGAUGGAUGUGGUGCACUAUCUUCCCGGUGAUCCCGUACUGAUCGAUCAGAUAGUUUGUGAGUUAAAAUCACAAGGUAUAUUUGAUAGUUUCCGGAAGGAAUGUAUCUCGGAUGUGGAUACAAAGCCUGCAUAUCAGAACCUCAGGCAGAGAGUGGAAGGUAGUGUUUCAGGUUUCUUGAGGAAGCAGAGAUGGAGUCCAGAGAUGAACAAGAAUCAUGUGCGGGAGAUGCUCAGGAAAAACAUUUACGAAUCAGGAUUUCUUGAGAUUGGAGUUGAACGGAUUGUGGAUCAAGUUGUGAAUCCGAAGAUGAAUACAGUGUUCUUACCAAAAGUAACAGAGGUUGUCUAUAAGUUUCUUGGUAUUGAGAAGCCUAACAAAUCUGAAAAAGGAGAUGGAGAGGAUAAUUUGUUGCCAAAUGAUUUGGAGGCAGUAUCUCCUAUGUCAGAUAGACAUAAAGAUGAGAAGAUGGAUAUUUCUGAGAGUAUGGAUGAAAGUAAAAUUGAUGAGGAUGAGUCUCCUCCAUUUGAACCAAUUGAGGAACCUGAAAAUUCAAUAGAUUCACAUAUGUCAGGGUUUUCUGGUCUGGUGAGUCAUGACUCGAAUCAGAGUGAUGGGGCUAAACCAUUGCAAAUAGACAUGGAUUCUCAGAUGUCCAAACAAAGUUCUGAUGGAGGGCAGUCCUCUGCAGUUGAGGAUCAGAAGAUUGAAAACAGUGAAGAUUCGAAGAGUUGUGAGAGCAGUGACAAGAGUAUAGGUUCGAAAGGUGAUAAGGUAGUGAAGGUGGAGGAUAAAAAGGAUGGUAAAGAAAAGGAAAGAAGUCGAAGGUCGAGUGAGAAGAAGAGCGAUAAACAUACUAGUAGAGGUGAGAGAAGGGAUUCCGAGAGGAGCAGAGAAAAAGAGAGGAAAGAUAGUAAGAGUGAUAAAGAUAGGAGGCAUAGUUCAAGCAGUAAGCAUUCGUCGUCCAAGAGUAAAUCUUCGAGUAGCAAGGAUUCUUCGCGUCAUCGGGACGAGAAAAGCAAGUCGUCAUCGUCAUCAUCGAAGCACGAUAGUCACAGGAAGAGUUCCUCGAGUACUUCGCAUAGUCGAGAUAAAGAUAAAGACAAGAAGGACAAUAAGAAACGGAGCAGUCGGGACGAUCAUUAUUCCUCGAAACAUAAGACAGAGAGACGGUCCACCGAUCGUGAUUCCAAUGAUGGAUCAGGUUUGAAGAGCUGUAGCUCCAGCUCGAACUGCGAGUCGAACUCGUCGACGCAAACAUCUACAAUCCAAAACAACAGCAAACCACAGGAUUCCAACUCGAAUUCAAACGAUUCGGGCAACUCCGAUGGCCACGAGGUCAGGCAGAGCGGUAUCAAACUUCUCAAACCAAAGAUCGCAUCGAAUAUUCAGGAGGCGAAGCGUUUGGCAAAGAUACGAAAAGAAAUCGAUCAUCUCGAAAAGCUGAAAAAUGAAGAGCUGGAGAAGUUGAAGAUCCAAGAGCUUGAGAAGGCGAAGGAAGAAGAGCGGAUCGUGGAGAAACCGAGUUUCUCUGCGAGUCUGUUGAGCUGGGAGGCUAUGGAAGCUCAGCUCAGCCAGACGUUGAACUAUGAUAGUUAUGGUGAUCCGGAUAAGUCGAAUGACGAUGAUGAUGUUGUGACUGCUGUAAGCGUAGAUGAGGUGAAGUACUUUAACGACACAACUGUGGAGGAUGAGGCUAACUAUAAAAUCGGACAGGAGACGAUUAGCAAGUUGAGCAUCGAUAUAAGUACGCUGAAGAAGAAAAUGGAAGAGAAUCUGAACGAAUGCACUGCAACUGAUAAUUGCAGGGAGAACAAGGAGAAUAAGAGGACUGGUAUCAAACGGAAGAUGAACGAUAACAAAGCAUACGAGAAGGCUAAAAAUAAUAAUAACUUUAUCAAUGGCUCAGAUUGCUAUGUUUUAGUUAGCAAUCAUCACGUAGACGAGAGAUUCUCUCUGCCGCUGAGCCCGGCGGACAGCGAUCAGGUGGAUGACGAAGAGAAACCUAAGAGGAACAUCGUGAAAAGGCAGAGGUACGAGAGCGAAGAUCUGUACAAGCCCAGACCCACCAUCACUCCGACCAGCCGCAGGAGAACGGCCACCAAAAUGGAAUAAAUAAUAAAUAAAUAUAUUAACAAACCCAUGUAAAAUUCUUCCGAAUAAAUUUUCAUUAAUUUA